AUGCUAGACUAAUUAGAUAUCUUUGGUAGUUAAAUUUUCCUAAGAUUUAACAAAAAACAAACAUAUAACACAAGAUUAGGAUCAUACUUUACUCUCAUAAUAUAUUUACUUAUCUUUUACAGGCUAUUUGGAUUAAUUGAAGAUGUAAUUCAAAGAAAUAAUCCAGAAGUUAUCUACAACGAAAGAUAAGUUGAUGAUCCUGCUAUAUUUCAGGCGUCAAGUAAAAGUUUUCCCAUGGCAUUUGCAAUGGAAGAUCCUAUUGAUUUUAAUCACUUUAUUGAUGAAAGCAUUUAUACAGUCACUGCUUUUUGGAAUUAAAAACAUUUAGCUUUCGAUGACGCUAAUUAAUAGUAUAUUUAUACUUGGAAUCAAACAAGCAUAAAUGUUUAACCCUGCACAAUAGAAAAUUUCUAAAAUCUUGAAAAUUAAAAAUACUACCUUAAUCUUAACUAUACUAAUAUGUAUUGUCUUCCUCCUGAUUUUGAGUUACCAAUUUAAGGGGACUUUACUUCUUUAGUUUAUUCAGAAAUUCAGAUUAUGGUUAAGAAGUGCACUAAAAAUUGUUAAUCUUAAGAAAUUUUGGACAAAUUUCUUUAAAGGUCUAACUUUGGUCUUUAGCUAUCUGACUCCUACGUAGAUCCAACUAUUAGUGAUAAUCCAUUCAAAAUUUACUCCAGAGAUAUGUUUUGGUCUACUAGUACUUAACUUCCAAAAGAUGUGACUGUUUACAUCCGUAAUAAUUAUGUUUAUAGCGAUUUCGGAUUGCUUUUUACUGAUGUAACAACUUAAAGAUUACCUGCUUAUAGUUUUUAUGAAAGUUAAGAUUAUCCAUCAUCGUUUUAGGAUUAUUUUCUUUCCAUUUAUUUCAGAUUUGAAAAGCAAAAAGAGGGUGUCUAUAAAAGAUCCUAUAGAAAAUUUAGUUCUAUUUUGUCUGAAAUUGGAGGAUUUACUUAGAGUUUUCUUGCUAUUGGAUAUAUAAUUUGCAAAAAAAUAUCGCAGACAAAGUUAGAUAUUGACCUCAUUAACAAAGCAUUUAAAUUUGAAGGGAGUUUAAAAAGUAAAUAAUAAAAUGAGGAAAAUGAAGCAAAUAAAAGUAUAAUACAUUAAUAACAAAAACAAGGAAAUGAAAAAAAGCUUAAAAAAUCAAACUAAAGUUAAGAAAAAAAAAAUAGUUCCAAAGUUAUUUUUAGCAGUAGUGAUGAAAAUUUGAGAAAGACUUAAUAACCUUCUAAAAAUAAUAUAUAAAGCAUUAUUUAAAAAAGCUAAAUAAAUGAAAAGGGUUAAAAACAAAUUCUACCUUAAAACCCCCCAAAAAAUAGCCUUAUUUGUUAAGAUUAAAAAUCUGAUAAAUUUUAUUGUAAUUUAAAUGAAUAAGAUGCUGUUUUGGAAUAAAACGAAAAUAAAAAAGGCAAUUAAUUAAAAAUUUCUUAGCUAUUAAUGAGCUAUAUUUAAGAUUAGAGUACAUAAUUUAAAAAAUCAGUUGGAAUACCUGAUAAUCAAGAACAAUAAAUUAAUAACUUAUAAAACAAGGGGUUUUCUGAGAAGGAAUAAGAGAAAAGCAAGAAAUAAGUAGAGGAUUAGUUCAAAAAGAACUUUGAUAAUUAAAUGAGCUCUAUGUAACUUAGUAUUUGGCAGUAUUUCAAAUCGGCUAUCUUUUGUUAUUUUAGUAAACUGCACAAGGAGUAAAAAAAUAUAAUAAAUUAUAGUAGAGAAAAGCUUUAUUAUAACAUUGAUAUAUUCAACAUUAUUCAUAAAUUAAAUGAAUUAGAAAAGUUAAAAAGACUAAUUUUUGAUCAAGAUCAGCUAAAAUUGUUUGAUUACUUACCUAAACCUACCAUCUAAACUGACAUUUCUAUGAAAUAAAAUGAUAAAAAAGAAGAAAUAGAAAUUGACUUGCUAUAUCAAGAUAAUAGAUCAGAAUUAUAAAAAGCAUGUGAAAGUUUUUAAGCCUACCAGAAUAUAGCUUAUAAAAGUGAUUAAUCCACUUUAGAUCAAAAACUAAUCAAUUAACUUGAUCCUGUUCUUAAAAAAAUGUUCAAAUAGUUAAACGAAAAGUCUGUUGUAUUAAAAAAUUCAAUAUCAUAAAAUGAAGAUAAUAGGAUAACAUCUUUUUAAAAUUUAACUCCUUCAAUGAGAUAAUCUAUAAUAAACUUAUCAAAUUAAAAUUUCUAGAAUAACUAAAGUAAACUUGGAAAAGAUAAAAACUCUUUUAGACUCUUUUUAAACCCUUAAAUAUCAUCUAAAAGUAAUCCAACAGCAUUUAAGCUUAAUUAAUUUGAAUAAUAAUAAUUUAAUGACAUAAAAUAUCAGCAAUCCAAAUAACCAGACAAUUAAAAUCAAUAAUUUAUCAAUUAAAGUUCUGAGAGUUAGAUUUAAGAUGAUGAAUUUGAAGAAAUAUGUCAAAAUAAUAAAAAAAAGAAAUUGAAUGCUUUUGUAAGUAAUAUGAAUUAACUAUCUUAAUUAUGA
Molecule: messenger RNA, 2466 nt
Organism: Tetrahymena thermophila SB210
Lineage: Eukaryota; Ciliophora; Oligohymenophorea; Hymenostomatida; Tetrahymenidae
Product: transmembrane protein, putative
Exons: 2
Biological process (GO): reciprocal meiotic recombination
Cellular component (GO): nucleus
Molecular function (GO): double-stranded DNA binding
Source: RefSeq, a predicted model, not a curated record